Paraphaeosphaeria sporulosa is the source of this 1163-nucleotide messenger RNA. RefSeq names its product ubiquitin thioesterase-like protein OTU1. The coding region runs from base 157 to 1134 and encodes 325 amino acids. Gene Ontology annotation, biological process: protein deubiquitination; endoplasmic reticulum unfolded protein response. The record is from RefSeq and is a predicted model, not a curated record. Gene Ontology annotation, cellular component: nucleus; cytosol. Lineage: Eukaryota; Fungi; Ascomycota; Dothideomycetes; Pleosporales; Didymosphaeriaceae. Gene Ontology annotation, molecular function: cysteine-type deubiquitinase activity. The transcript has a single exon.
UAGUAAUUACCCCUCCCUCGAACUCGCAAUCUCCCGCGACGGCCUCGCUUGCCCCACUAUACAACUGCAUAAGGCUGCACGAUCCUAGAUCCGUAGCAUCACCACACCUUCCAUCAACUCCUCAACGCAACUUUUGCUGCUACGCCACACGCCAUAAUGCCGAUUAGGAUACGCCUGCGCGCGCCCGAUGGCCAACACACUAUCUCUCUGGACGAUAAUGCUGCCGUGUCAGACCUUCUCUCCUCGAUUGCUACGACUACAAACCUUCCUUUAUUCGACCUUAAAUGGGGAUUUCCUCCACAGCCACUCGAUCCGGCACUAUAUGGCCUGAAUACACCACUCAGCGAGACCGAUCUCAAGCUCAACGGCGCGCAGAUCAUGGUUUUGGGGCAAGCGACCGGCGACCCUAGCGAAGCACAAGCAAAGCAGGAGGAACAGAACAAGUCAGCACCGCUGUCCUUGAAAAGCAAGCAGAGCGAGGCAUUGAAGGAGACCCCCGAGAUCCCGCUUCCUUCACGAGGAGGCACAAUGGUGUUGAGGGUGAUGCCUGACGACAACAGCUGCAUGUUCCGCGCUCUCGGGACUGCAGUGCUUUCAUCGUCUCUGGACUCAAUGACCGAACUGCGUUCGCUCAUUGCGCAAGCUAUACAAGCCGACCCCGAAACCUACAACGAGGCCGUUCUCGACCGGAAACCGGACGAGUACUGCCAAUGGAUCUCAUACUCGGAUUCUUGGGGUGGCGGGAUUGAGCUCAGCAUUCUUUCAAAGGAGUUCGAUGUGGAGAUUGCGAGUAUCAACGUGCAGGAUCUACGUGUCGACUCGUUCAAUGAGGGUCGGCCGAAGCGGUGCAUUCUUGUCUACUCGGGGAUUCACUACGACACGAUAGCUUUUGUACCAAACGGUGCUUCGACCAUGGACACUGAAAACGAUGUCAAGCUCUUCGAUUCUGCAGACAACGAAUAUUUGGAAGCGGCGAAGCUCUUGUGUGCAGAGCUUCGGAAGAAGCACUACUACACAGAUACUAAGAAGUUCAGCAUCAAGUGCAAUAGCUGCGGAUGGAAGGGUGCGGGCGAGAGAGGAGCUACAGAACACGCCACUGAGACAGGCCACUAUGACUUUGGUGAGGCCGACUAGGGGAGAAAGCUCGUACAAUGUAAAUAGAG